Molecule: messenger RNA, 583 nt
Organism: Drosophila takahashii
Lineage: Eukaryota; Metazoa; Arthropoda; Insecta; Diptera; Drosophilidae
Gene: ATPsynCF6L
Product: ATP synthase, coupling factor 6-like
Biological process (GO): proton motive force-driven ATP synthesis
Molecular function (GO): proton transmembrane transporter activity
Source: RefSeq, a predicted model, not a curated record
GUAUCGAAUCGGCAGAGAACAAAACACUCAAAAAUGUUCGCCCGAGUCCUGAAACCAAGCCUAGUUUUACGCAGGAGCGUGACCACCACUUCAUCCUUGCGUUACAAGGAUCCCAUUUACCACAUUUUUCUGGACAAGGUGCGUGAGUACCGACUGAAGAGCCCAACCGGCAAGCCCAUUGAUCCUGGUCCGGAAUACGACGCGGAACUAAAGGAGUCUCUUGAGCGUCUGGCUCUUCAAUACGGUGGCGGUGAGGGCGUUGAUAUGCUGGAGUUCCCUAAAUUCAAGUUGCCCGAUAUAGAUGUUGAUCCCAUUUCGGUUUUGGAGUUACCAGAAAACCAACCUAAGCCGGAGAAAAAAGGUUCUAAAGAUGAUAAAGAUGAGAAAGUAAAGGGUAAAGAUGAUAAGAAAGCAAAGAGUGGUGAUAAAGAUGUGAAGGCCAAAGAUGACAAGAAAUCGACUGAAACAAAGGGCAAGGACGAAAAGGACAAGAAAAAGUAGUGUCAAACUAAACAAAAAUUUAACUAAAAUUAUUCUUAAUUUUUUUUCGAUUUUGGAUAAAUUUCAAUAAAGUUCGUCUGUA